AUGCCAGUUUUAUAUUUUGCCUCUAAGGAAGCUGACUCCAAGAGAAAAAAAAUCUACAUAGAGAAAGACACUAAAGUCCCCAAUGCAGCCAUCUUCACUGUCAACAAAGAAGACGACACUCUUGGAAAUGUAAUCACCACUCAGCUGUUAAAAGACCCCCAAGUUUUGUUUGCUGGCUACAAGAUCCCUCACCCCUUGGAGCACAAGUUUGUCCUGAGGAUCCAGACCACACCUGACUACACCUCACAGGAAGCUAUCACAAACGCCAUCACUGAUCUCAUAUCUGACACCACAAAUGCCAUCACUGAUCUGAUCUCUGACACCACAAAUGCCAUCACUGAUCUCUGA
Physella acuta is the source of this 348-nucleotide messenger RNA. Its product is annotated as DNA-directed RNA polymerase II subunit RPB11-a-like. Gene Ontology annotation, cellular component: RNA polymerase II, core complex. Gene Ontology annotation, molecular function: protein dimerization activity. Gene Ontology annotation, biological process: transcription by RNA polymerase II. The record is from RefSeq and is a predicted model, not a curated record. NCBI's taxonomy places the organism in Eukaryota, Metazoa, Mollusca, Gastropoda, Physidae.